GAAAGCGCGUUUUAGCUUACGUAUACCAGUGGAGGCGGGCUUUCAAAAUGGCGGCGGUUGAUAUGUAAACAAAUGCGCAAUAAACUUGAAGAUGAAGCUGCUAGUGAAAGCGGCGCAGGCUGCAGUGAAGCAAAGACCUAGCCAGAGACACUUUUGGGGCUGGCUCAAUGCAGUUUUCAAUAAAGUGGACUACGAGCGUAUCAAGGCCGUGGGUCCCGAUCGGGCAGCAUCAGAGUGGUUGCUGAGGUGCGGUGCCAAAGUACGCUUCCUGGGUUUGGAUCGCUGGCACGGUGACUACAACGCACUUCCCACCGGACCCCUGGGACGCUUUAAGAUCCAAGCUAUCGACGCCACUGACUCGUGCAUCAUGUACCGAGGCUUCGAUCAUCUCGAGGGUUUGCAGCACGUGGAGGAGGUGAAGCUCAACAAGUGCAUGUACAUCGAGGACGCGUGUUUGGAGCGGCUCAGCUCACUAGAAAACCUGCAGCGUAGUGUCUUCAUGUUGGAGGUGGUGUCAUGUGGGAACGUCACGGACAAGGGCCUUAUUGCUCUGCACAAACUCAGGAACCUGGAGUAUCUGUUCCUCAGCGACCUGCCGGGGAUCAAAGACAAACAGAACACAUUGGAAAGCUUAAAGACAGCACUCCCGCGCCUCGACAUCCACGUAGACCUGGACUAAAACGACAAUUCACUUUAUAUCAUUGCAUUUAUUUAUCAUCAACACGAGUCUUGUUAACAUUACGCCACAAAGCUCGUUUAUGCUCCUCCGCAAACAUUACAUUAUGAUGCAGUGCUAUUUUCCCAGAUUCACUGACAAUGUGUUGUGGUAGUUAUUAAAACACAAUAUUAAAAGAAAACAUACUGGCAAUGACUGGGUGCUAUUAUUU
Messenger RNA from Corythoichthys intestinalis (scribbled pipefish), 887 nucleotides. RefSeq names its product distal membrane arm assembly component 2 like (gene dmac2l). NCBI's taxonomy places the organism in Eukaryota, Metazoa, Chordata, Actinopteri, Syngnathiformes, Syngnathidae. The transcript has 5 exons. Bases 92 to 679 code for a protein of 195 amino acids. The record is from RefSeq and is a predicted model, not a curated record.